Molecule: messenger RNA, 3162 nt
Organism: Coturnix japonica (Japanese quail)
Lineage: Eukaryota; Metazoa; Chordata; Aves; Galliformes; Phasianidae
Gene: TRAPPC6B
Product: trafficking protein particle complex subunit 6B
Biological process (GO): endoplasmic reticulum to Golgi vesicle-mediated transport; regulation of GTPase activity
Cellular component (GO): cis-Golgi network; TRAPP complex; trans-Golgi network
Source: RefSeq, a predicted model, not a curated record
GGAAGGGGCGGUGCAGCGCAGCGCAGCGGCUCCCGUUGGCUGCGGGCCGUUGCCGUGACGGCGGGCGGGGGCCGCCCGUAGGGGAGCGGCCAUGGCGGACGAGGCGCUGUUCCUGCUGCUGCACAACGAGAUGGUGGCGGGGCUGUACCGCGCCGCCGAGCAAGGCGAAGGGGAGAACGGCCGCUGCACCACCAAACUGGAGAGCAUGGGAUUCCGCGUCGGGCAGGGACUGAUCGAGAGGUUUACAAAAGAUACAGCCAGGUUCAAGGAUGAAUUAGAUAUUAUGAAGUUCAUUUGCAAAGAUUUUUGGACGACCGUAUUCAAAAAACAAAUAGACAACCUAAGGACUAAUCACCAGGGUAUUUAUGUUCUACAAGACAACAAAUUUCGUCUCUUGACACAAAUGUCUGCAGGAAAGCAGUAUUUAGAACACGCACCAAAGUAUUUAGCAUUUACCUGUGGACUAAUCAGAGGGGGCCUAUCGAAUUUGGGAAUAAGGAGUAUUGUAACGGCUGAAGUUUCAUCAAUGCCUGCAUGUAAAUUCCAGGUGAUGAUACAGAAAAUGUAGAGCACGUUCAAAUCUGGCUACAACUCACUUCUGUAAUGAGUGUGUGCAGGAAGAUGAUUAAGCCAGCAAGAAGCUAUAAAGUCAUCACCAAGAUCCUAGAGGAGACUGAGGUUUGCUUGAUACUUCUUGUUACAAGUUUUGUGUAACAAUAUGUAUCUUGCUGUGGGUAAGCAUGAAAACACCUUGUUUAAAGCAAAUUCUACUGUAAGACUUUUCUGUUGGCAGUCAGGCCUUAUGCUUUCAGAAAUGUGAGAAUGUCCUGUGAUAGUGAUUCCAUUUAUGCUUUGAGACCUGCAAAUAACAGGCUAGAUAUAAAGAAUAAUGCAUUAGAACAACGUUUUUGUCUGCUUUAACCAUCUUCUGUGUAUGUUAUCCAAUUGUGUGGUUGAGCAGGAACACUGGAACUUGUUCUGUAAGCUCUUAAGGAAGUUCUGAAGCUUGUAAUGGAUCAAGCCUUCUCUAGAUAGUUGCCUUUCGUAGCCUAUCAAUCUGUGCUGGGAAGCUGGAGGUUACAGACAUGAUAACCAGGGGCUUACUGUAAUUAAGAUGUGAGCAAAUUCAGAUCUUUUCAGGUACUGUGAAUGCUGGCUCAGAUAAGUUGUAACUGGAUAAUUAGACAGAUCUAGGAAAGAUCUAAAGCACCAGCAGAAUGCCACUGUGCUGUUUAGAGACCUAGUAGAGAUAAAAGUAACCGUGGCAGUUGGUACUCUGUGGGGAUGAGCUUUGUGACUGAAAACACUGAGCACUUACACUAGUGGUUUACAGGGAGGUUGUGUUUGUCCACCCGUACAAUUCAGGCUUCUCUGAAACUGUAAGGUUAGAGAAUUAGCUAACUGCUAUUCUUCCUGAGUGCAUUUUAUGGGUUCUUCAGUUGCCAACUCAUGCUGUUUUAAAAUACUGUUAUUAAAGGCAUGGACUUGCACUGUGCCUAAUAGAUGGAUGCUUCAGUGACACCCAUUAGGCCCACAGACCUUGGCAGGCCAUUUUGUAAUUUGCUUCUCUAGAAUUAAAACUGUAGUAGUUACUUUCAUUUUCACUUGACAGCUAAGAUUACUGUUCCAUGUAAAAAAGCACUAAUAAUCCCAAGUUACAGUAAAGGCUUAACCAGUAACUUGUGCUUAAUGAACUGUCUUUGUUAAAUAGUGAGGGACUGACAUCUGUUUCUUGUACAGUGUGGAAUUCAAUGCUGUCUAUCAGUCUGCUGUUACCAGCAGAAAUGAGAGUUCCUUUAAAUUGGAUUUUCAAUUGUUGAAGAUAAUUAGGACCCAACAGAAUCAUGUAUGUAUGAAGCAGACACCAAUAUUCUUGGCAAAGCACUCCCUGUUCAAUAUGUUAAGUCAAGUAGGUGAGCUAAUGUAUUUGUCAAGAUUCCAUACAGAAAAUAAGUUUGUCCAUUGUGUUUAAUAGAUGCUUCUGUUGAAGAGUACUGAGUACAGCUGUGCCUUUUCCCCUGGCUUCUGCUACUUUCCACUGUAAAGCAGCAAACUAUUACUCAGGAAAUCUAUGUACUACCUCCCUUUAUGUUUUUGUAACAUAAUUGUAUCAGUAAUUCACUGGCUAUAGUUGUACUUCAUUAGUAGUAUUUAAGUUCAGGAACUAUAUCCUGAAAAAAACACAUUGGAUCCCAGUUGUGUAGGCUUCUGAAGUUCUGAAGGCAGUUGUUAAGUACUAUGAAGACUGAGAAUAGCCACAAUGUUUAAGAACACUUUAAGGUAUGUUUCAGUUUUAUUAAAAAAAGACCUCAAGGGUUGUGUGUUAGGUAACGAACAGUCGUCUGUGACAUCUGCUUAAACUUAGAAGUCUUUACCUAAUGGCAGCAUCCACAGGAUUACUCAGAUGGUAAAAAUUUAUAAUGAACAAUCUACUACACUACAACAGUUGUUUGAGGGAUAACGAGAGAUGAUUCAUGGACCAUUUUAUGAUGAGGAUACUGAAGAGUAGUACCCUCAUGCUAAAGAUCAGCUUACGUUAUUCACAGCUGUUCCAAAUAUAUUACUAUGUUGAGGGUGCUCUGAAGAAGUUGUAUUGUACUUCACAGGAAGACACUGCAUGCUUCAGACCUGUAUGCUGGUUGUACUAUGGCAACACAAAAUGGUUUUCUCAAAAAAGUCUAGGAGGGCUCAUCAGCUAAAUCACGUUGAUCAAAGUACCUAGGGGAGAGAAAUGGAAUACAGUAAGAAGACUCUAAUGCAACACACUCCUUACUUUGAUCUGAGUUGUUAAACUAUCUGCUUUCCAGGCUUUAAUUUAGUAUUUCUAUCAUAUUUAUAGCUUCACGAUUGAGGGAGAUCACCAAAGAAAACUAGUGUGUCUCCUCUGUUUUAGUCUUAAGUUUGUCUGGAGUCCUUGUAACUAAGUAUGUCUGCUACAUAUAUCCAGACUGCUUGGACUGACUUUCACUUUAAAGGAAUCUAUGUUAGCACAAGGAUAAUCACGCUUAUUCUGGACAUGCUCUGCUAUUUUAUAUCUGUAGUCUGCAUUACCUGCUAACUAGGCAGAUUAACAGGUUCAGAGCUGACACUUGCUCUUCGUUCUUGUUUUCCUGAAAGAGAAAUAAAUACCAGAACAGUUCCUCUGUUAACCACAUCCACUAG